Molecule: messenger RNA, 582 nt
Organism: Penicillium soppii
Lineage: Eukaryota; Fungi; Ascomycota; Eurotiomycetes; Eurotiales; Aspergillaceae
Product: cupin domain-containing protein
Exons: 1
Coding region: 1-582 (193 amino acids)
Source: RefSeq, a predicted model, not a curated record
AUGGCCACCGAAAAAGUCCCCAAAAAUAUUCGUCCCCUCAACCGUUUCAUAACCACCCACGAUGAAACCGGCAAAGCCAUCUUCUCAAACACCCUUUCGGAGACAAUGCCCGUUCAAAAAGUUGGUGACGGUGCCGAUUUCAGCCUAGCCUAUACAUCUUCGCAUUUUCCCGCACAACUAAGCAACGACACCGACAUAGUCGAUUACCAAACCUACCUGUCCAACCCACCAGGCAUUGUAGUAUCAGGUGGCACUGUCUGUCGGAUCGUGGACAUGCAGCCUGGGGCAGAAAGCCCAAUGCAUCGAACUGUGUCUUUGGAUUAUGGCGUCGUGCUAGAAGGCGAAGUCGAGCUUGUGCUGGACUCUGGUGAGGUGCGGCUACUUAAGAGAGGGGAUGUUGCUGUUCAGCGUGGUACGAAUCAUGCGUGGCGCAAUGUUACGCCUGAUGUUGUUGUUGAUGGUGUUGGUGUCCCGCAGUGGGCCAGGAUGCUGUAUGUGCUCCAGCCUUCUGGGGAGAUUUUUGUGGAGGGAAAACCGCUGAAAGAGGUUGUUGAUGGAAUUGGAAUUCGGGCGAGUACUUGA